This is a messenger RNA of Apis cerana (Asiatic honeybee), 1545 nucleotides long. Its product is annotated as DNA repair protein RAD51 homolog A. The record is from RefSeq and is a predicted model, not a curated record. Lineage: Eukaryota; Metazoa; Arthropoda; Insecta; Hymenoptera; Apidae. Gene Ontology annotation, molecular function: single-stranded DNA binding; ATP-dependent DNA damage sensor activity; double-stranded DNA binding. Gene Ontology annotation, cellular component: condensed nuclear chromosome. Gene Ontology annotation, biological process: double-strand break repair via homologous recombination; mitotic recombination; DNA recombinase assembly.
UUAUAAUGUUGAUUGUCGAUAAAUGCGUAAUCUAGUUUUCAGAUUAAAUGAUAUAGAUUUACAGUAAAAUAAAGUAUUAUCAACAGAGUUAAUUAAAAAUAUAAAUUUUUAUUCAUAUAUUUUUUUAUUUUAUUCUUCAUAUAUUUACAUGGAAUAUAAUAAUAAUAUUAUUAAUAACAUAAUUGUCAAAUAUUAAUAAUAUUAAUAAUAGUAAAUAUAUUAGAAAAAUUUGUAAAUUACAAUAAAUUAUUAAAUAUUAAUUUUCUUAUUUAAUAUAAUUAUUUAUAUUUAUUUUUAUUAUAUAAUUUAGUAUUAAAUAGUAUAUUAUUUUUUAGGAUAAUAAAUAAUAUUAAAUAAUGCAAAUUACAUAAAUUAAAACUACUUUGACAUCAGUGAUGGCGUCAUAAUAUUUUGGCGCAAAGUUAAUACUUGCUUUGAAUUCUUAUUUUUGCAUUAAUAAUUUUUAUCAUUUAAAGUGUAUAUUAUAUCAUAAAAUGUCAGCUAUGGCAUCUACAGCUAGUCUUCAAGGAGAUGAAGAAUUUGAAGAAUAUAAUCCACAAGCAAAAUUAAUAAAAACUUUAGAAGGAAAUGGCAUAACAGCAGGAGAUGUAAAAAAAUUAGAAGAAGCUGGUUAUUAUACUGUGGAAGCUGUAGCAUACGCUCCCAAAAAAUGUUUAAUUGCUAUCAAAGGAAUUAGUGAAGCUAAAGCAGAUAAAAUUUUACAAGAAGCAUCAAAAUUAGUUGUGAUGGGAUUUAAAAGUGCGACUGAAAUUCAUCAAACUCGAUCAAAUAUAGUUUUUGUAACUACUGGUUCCAGCGAAUUAGAUAGAUUAUUAGGAGGUGGUAUAGAAACAGGUUCUAUUACAGAAAUAUUUGGAGAAUUUAGAUCAGGAAAGACUCAGUUAUGUCAUACACUUGCAGUCAAUUGUCAAUUACCUAUAGAUAUGGGAGGUGCAGAAGGAAAAUGUCUUUAUAUAGAUACAGAAGGAACUUUUAGACCUGAAAGAUUAAUUGCUGUUGCUGAAAGAUAUAAAAUUGCAGGAGAUUCUGUAUUAGAUAAUGUAGCAUGUGCUAGAGCUUAUAAUACAGAUCAUCAAACUCAACUAUUAAUUCAAGCUAGCGCUAUGAUGACAGAAUCUAGAUAUGCAUUAUUGAUAGUAGAUAGUGCAACUGGUUUAUAUAGAACUGAAUACUCUGGAAGAGGAGAAUUAGCUGCUAGACAAAUGCAUUUAGGCAGAUUUCUUAGAAUGUUACUUAGAUUAGCUGAUGAACAUGGUGUUGCUGUUGUUAUAACCAAUCAAGUUGUGGCACAAGUUGAUGGUGCAGCUAGUAUGUUUGGAGGAGAUCAAAAAAAACCAAUUGGAGGUCACAUCAUAGCUCAUGCAAGUACUACAAGAUUAUAUCUACGUAAAGGUAGAGGUGAAACUAGAAUAUGUAAAAUUUAUGAUUCACCUUGUUUGCCUGAAAGCGAAGCAAUGUUUGCAAUAAAUACAGAUGGUAUUGGAGAUGUUAAAGAAUAAAAGAUUUAUUAUUUUUCUAUGAAAA